GUUAGUGUUUAAAAUUACCAACCAUAUCAGUAAGUACACAAAAUUCAUGAAUUGUUGUUGAUCGGCUUUUGGUUGGAAAGGGUUUCUAAUCUCUCUCUCUCGCUCUUUCUAUUCUGUUUCAUUUUGUGGUUUGUCUGUUGCAUCAUUCAUCUCUGUAUCUGUAUUGGUAUAUAAAACCGCCCCGCCGUAUGAAUCCGGUCCAUCCAGCCUGGUUUUGGGUAUUCCGGCGGUUCCAAAAGCAGUUUUCCGGCGAACCCAGAUUGAUAGAUAGAUGAUGGAGAAAGACCCACUUCUUCCCUAUAUCAGCCCUAGACGCCUACAACCAUCAACAGCAGCAGCAUCACCACCACCAUCACUUUGUCCCCUCCCUGAAGACGAUGAAAUCACCAUUCCUGUGCCUCUGACCCCAUCAGAACUCAAGGACCGCCUCAUCUUUGGCCCAUCCUCUCCACCCUCCUCCUCCUCCUCCUCAAUUGACCAAUCUUCAACAACAACAAGUCUUGUUGAUGCCUUAACAACCCUAACCCUCAACUCCCCCAAAUUCUCCUCCAUCCCUCCUUGCUGUUCUUCCUCCACAGACCCAACUAUCAAUUCAGCAGACCCAUUAAACCAACAGUCUUGGUUGAAUGAUCCCAAUUAUCCAUGGAACAAGAGCAAUCUCCAUAGGUCCAAAACUGCCCCUGCCAUGGCUGCCAUCAAUGAUCUUCACUGUUCCUCUAUAGCUAAACCACCUCAAUUCGGUUCUUCUUCUUCCAUUAUUCGUCAGGCUUUUCUUCUUUUGAUUAUGUAUUUGACGUUUGGUGUGAUCAUAUAUUGGUCUAAUCGCCACGAUUUUAGGGCCGAUGAGACAAACCCAGUUGUUGAUGCUUUGUAUUUUUGUAUUGUGACAAUGUGCACAAUUGGGUACGGUGAUAUAACCCCUAAUAGCGCUGCCACAAAGUUGUUUUCCAUAAUGUUUGUGUUGGUUGGGUUUGGAUUUAUUGAUAUUUUGCUUUCUGGGAUGGUUAGUUAUGUGCUUGAUUUGCAAGAGAAUUAUCUUUUGAGAAAUGUGAAAGGUAGAGGAGAGCGGGACAAUCCGGGAUCUUAUAUAAUUGAUGUGAAGAAGGGGAGGAUGAGGAUUCGAAUGAAGGUUGGAUUGGCAUUGGGCGUUGUGGUUCUUUGUAUUGGAAUUGGAGCAGCUGGUAUGCAUUAUGUGGAGAAGCUUGAAUGGUUGGAUUCAUUUUAUCUAUCAGUUAUGUCAGUUACAACGGUUGGUUAUGGUGACAGGGCAUUCACGUCAAUGCCUGGCCGGAUUUUUGCAUCAAUUUGGUUGCUUGUGUCGACACUUGCUGUUGCUCGGGCUUUUCUGUACUUGGCUGAGGCUAGAGUCGAUAAGCGGCAUAGGAGGAUGGCCAAAUGGGUGCUUGGUCAGGAUAUGACAGUUGCCCAGUUCCUUGCUGCUGACAUUGACAAUAAUGGUUGUGUGAGUAAAUCGGAAUAUGUUAUAUACAAGCUUAAGGAGAUGGGAAAGGUUUCAGAAAAAGACAUUAUGCUGAUAUGCAAAAAGUUUGAUCGGCUUGACACUGGCAAUUUUGGGAAGAUUACUCUUGCCGAUCUCAUGGAAAGUCAUCGCUAAGAUGUGCCAAGAUUGGGUGUUUCCAAGUGGAAGGGGAAAGAAGGUACACUCCAUCGCAGAUUUGCGUGGAUAAAUACCUGAAUAAAAAUAUUUGCACAGAGGACCAUUCACAGAAUGGUUCACAGACAAGACAUAAGGUGCGUCUUGUGGGUCCCACCCUCUUGUGUCUUGUCUGAAUGGUUUUUGUACGCGUAGCGCAACUGUAAAUACCCUCACCCGUGCCCAUAAUAGAGCAGAGGAGAGAAUUCUCUUUCUUGUCAAGAUGUGGAAAAAGGGGGGCUAGUUUUCAUAGUGCUUGUAUGAACUUGACCGCCCCAACAUCUGAUUGCAGUGCCUGAGGAUCCUGACCAUUUGAUAUUAUCAGAUGGCUUGGAUGUGUAAGGGGGUAUUGAUUGUUGAUAGGAACAAUUUUUUUGUCUGCAUUUAUUGUUGUUGAUGUAUUUGAUUUAUUAUUCAUUUGCAAAUAUGUGAAGAAGGUAGGGAGAUUGGCUGAGUAAUCUGAGUCAUGUUACUGGGUUUAGUAAUCUCAGUCAUGUUACUAAUUUGAUGAA
Molecule: messenger RNA, 2166 nt
Organism: Camellia sinensis
Lineage: Eukaryota; Viridiplantae; Streptophyta; Magnoliopsida; Ericales; Theaceae
Product: two-pore potassium channel 3
Biological process (GO): potassium ion transmembrane transport; stabilization of membrane potential
Cellular component (GO): plant-type vacuole membrane; plasma membrane
Molecular function (GO): outward rectifier potassium channel activity; potassium ion leak channel activity
Source: RefSeq, a predicted model, not a curated record